Messenger RNA from Penicillium oxalicum, 2202 nucleotides. Its product is annotated as F-box domain protein. Gene Ontology annotation, cellular component: SCF ubiquitin ligase complex. Gene Ontology annotation, biological process: SCF-dependent proteasomal ubiquitin-dependent protein catabolic process. Lineage: Eukaryota; Fungi; Ascomycota; Eurotiomycetes; Eurotiales; Aspergillaceae. The record is from RefSeq and is a predicted model, not a curated record. Gene Ontology annotation, molecular function: protein binding. The transcript has a single exon. The coding region runs from base 1 to 2202 and encodes 733 amino acids.
AUGGCCACUUCAAUCCCCGACGAGAUUCUCCCUUCGCCUGGAGCCUCGCCGGCCAGUCCGGCCUCCUCCAGCGGGCAAAUUCCUCUCGAUCAACCCCCCAAACUCAAGGGUCGCCAGAGGUUGUUGCAGAAUCUCCAACGGAUGUCGUCGAGUCCCACGCUAACCCGCCGUGGCCGAUCGGCGUCGACGGGGUAUCGGCGGGACCACAAGGCGUCCUUAUCGUGCGUCUCGUUAUCGAGUGCCGCCCACUCGCCCUGCUGGGCCAACGGCAGCACUUCACAACUCUAUGGAGGACUUCAUCCCGGACCACCCACUCCAGGGUCGAUCGGUCCGCUAGAAGAGGUGGAAGAUGACAAUGCCCGCAUCCGUCUCGUCGGCACCGCUUCGUCGGCGUCGCGCAGCGUUCCGGUGCCUCUGGAGUUUCGGCCCAUCUCCCCCAGCAGUGCCACCCCGGCCGAGGAGACCGCCGAUCAUGCCACACCAACCAUCACGUCCCAACCCAUCUUGCCGGACACCGUUCCGUCACGCACGAUUGACUUUUGGGGGGAUAUGCCACGGGAACUCCAGGUGCAGAUCCUGCGGUAUCUGACCCCCCGUGAAGUCGUGCGCUGCUCGAUCGUGUCAAAACGGUGGCAUGAGAUGUGCUUCGAUGGUCAAUUGUGGAGCAGACUGGAUGCCUCCGAAUACUACUCGAAGAUCCCCGGCGAGACUCUAGUCAAACUCAUCACCUCGGGCGGUCCCUUUAUGCGCGACCUGAAUCUGCGAGGCUGCAUCCAGCUCAAGAACAAGUGGUCCACCCAUGGCGAGCGCAUGUCGGACGCAUGCCGCAAUUUGAUCAAUCUGUCGCUUAAAGACUCGGUCAUCGACAAGCCAUCCCUGAACUAUUUCCUCAUGCGCAAUCCUCGCCUGGAGUACAUUAAUGUCUCGGGACUCAAGAGUGUGACCAACUCGGCAAUGAAGAUCAUCGCUCAGUCGUGUCCACAGCUUGAAUCCCUCGACGUGUCGUGGUGCAACAACGUCACGACGCAGGGACUCCUCCGUGUGGCUCAGUCCUGUGACCGGCUCAAGGAUCUACGCGCGAGCAACAUUCGCGGUUUCAACGAGGACAGCGUGGCGCGGGCCUUGUUUGAACAAAACACCCUGGAACGCCUCAUCAUCAGUCGCACGGACUUGACCGAUGACACCCUCAAGGUCCUGAUGCAUGGCGUGGACCCCGCCGUCGAUGUCCUCACGGACCGACCGAUCGUUCCGCCCCGGCGACUGAAGCAUUUGGACUUGCACCGCUGUGCCGACAUUACCGACCGCGGCCUCAAGAGCCUGGCCUUCAACGUCCCUGACUUGGAAGGCCUGCAGGUCUCACAAUGUCCCGAACUGACGGACGACUCGAUCAUCGACGUGGUUCGAACCACCCCUCGACUCUCCCACCUCGAGUUGGAAGACCUCGACAGUCUCACCAACAACGUGUUGGUCGAGUUGGCCAAGUCUCCCGCCGCCGAGUGCCUGGAGCAUCUCAACAUCAGCUAUUGUGAAAGUCUCGGCGACCCGGGCAUGCUGCAAGUGAUGAAACACUGUGCGAAACUUCGUUCCGUGGAAAUGGACAACACUCGCGUCUCCGAUCUCACUCUGAUGGAAGCCAGCUUCCGAGUCCGGAAACGUGGCUACGGCGAGGAAAUCCCACAGAUCGGCUUACGACUGGUGAUCUUUGACUGCGCCAAUGUCACCUGGGCCGGCGUCAAGGAAGUUCUCUCAAGCAAUGCUUACAUUCCCCGUGCGCGAAAGGCUGCCCAGAAGCCGGUCGUGACGGUCGCUGCGGCAGGCUCCGACACCGAUUCCGUCACGACCCCUCCCUGCGCGACGCCCACCUCGACCCCAUCUUCACCACCCGUGUAUCCCUCCGAGAUCAUCUAUCUCAAGAGCUUCUACGGCUGGCAACCCACAGUGGAGGAGCAUACGAAACGUGUGCUCCGCGGUGAUCUCAACGCAGCAAGUCGUCUUGAUCGCAAAUGGGCCGAUUACAUGAUGGCCACCGAGGAAGCCGGCGCGACUGGGGCCGGGGCACGCCGUAGACGCCGACGCGCUCGCGAGGCCGAAAGACUCUACAACGCCGACGGAGAUGACGAGGAUAGUUACGGCGUGGGGGGAGUCACGGCCAUCGGCGGCCGACGUCGUCGUGCCCAAAGCGGUGGCUGCACCGUGAUGUAA